Messenger RNA from Xenopus tropicalis (tropical clawed frog), 2402 nucleotides. It is a transcript of the gene dok4, whose product is annotated as docking protein 4. The transcript is spliced from 8 exons. Bases 950 to 1981 code for a protein of 343 amino acids. Lineage: Eukaryota; Metazoa; Chordata; Amphibia; Anura; Pipidae. The record is from RefSeq and is a predicted model, not a curated record.
UAUAAUGUACAGGGGCUGUCAGUGCAUAACUGCAGAGUUGCAUGAAUCCAUAUCUAUUGAGUUUUUUUGGUCUACAUAAGCAGCUUUGGACUUAAUAACUAGUGCAAAGAAUUGUGAACAAUUUGUAUAGUGUUGGCAAGAUUACCUGAGAUGCCUGAUGUAGACCAAAGUGAUGCAGGAGUUAAAGCUAACAGCAUAUCUAGUGUCUAGCCUGCAAAGCAUUAAGGAAUCACUGGGGUCAUGUCAAGCUCAGCCUAUCGAUUUGUUUAGCUGUGUUAUUACCAGAACGAUAAGUCUGCAGGGCACAGCGAAUAUGGCUUUUCUAGUUGUCCAAUGAGCUGUAUACACAGUAGGAAGAUUGCAAACAAGAUCAGCAACCUGUGAUUCUACCCUGAUACCCUGGUGUCAUUUGUCCUUGAGCCUUUAUGAACAGUGACUUUGCAGAAGUUUUGGAAAUGACAUGAAAAAAAAACCUUUUAUUAACCUUUUGCCAAAAAAGCAAGGAUGGAAACCCCCAAAGUGAGUUAUUAUACAUACUAUUCUUGCAGUAUGAAAUAUACUGUACCAGUAGCAGUCAGUCACUUGUUAAUUUUAAUCACCUCGCUCCAAGUUACAAGAUGCUAGCAAAGACCUGAUAAUGAGAGAGAACAUGCAAACUGCUUGCUGAUAGACGGAAUCAAACCCAGGACAAGGCUCCAAUAUACUCUGUAUACUUCACCAACAUGUUUUGUCACAAAUAGCAAACAGGCAGUAUACGACUAAUAAAUGGUAGCAUAUCAGGAAGACAUAAAAGCAAAUUUCUCACUAUACAAAGCUAAAAUCUUAGCAUAUUGCAGUAACAUACGGGCAAAUAACUAACAAAUACAAAAGGUAUUAUAAACAAACUCAAUGUGCAGAACUCUUUAUUGUGGAUAAUUAAUCCUUAUUGGAGGCAAUAUCUCUUUAAUUAAUGUUUAAAUUAUUUUUCAGCAGACUUAAGGUGGCCAUACACGCUACAAUUAUAGUCUUUCCCACGACCAUUGGUCGUAGAAAAGAUCAUUCAUCCACUCUACCCACGUUAAGAGUUGAAUCGUCAGAUAUGCAGAUUUACCGGCGUUGCUGGCUGGUAUUGAGAAAAUCUUCCAGCAAAGGCCCCUGGCGUCUUGAAAAAUACCCUGAUGAAAGGUCUGUGCUUCUGAAAGCCUCCCCUAAGGUAACUGAGAUCAGUAAUGUGAAGUGCAUCAUGCGGCUCCCAAAGGAGACCAAGAGGCAAGCAGUUGCCAUAAUAUUUUGUGAUGAUUUGGCCCGUACAUUCACAUGUGAUUCAGAGCUGGAAGCAGAAGAGUGGUACAAAGUUCUGUCUAUGGAAUGCCCAGGAACUAGAGUGACCGAUUACAACCUAGGGGAACCUGAUCUGCUGACGCCAGGUGUACAAAGUGAACAGACAGAGCGAUUUAAUGUGUUUUUAUUGCCCUCUUCAAACUUGGACGUGUAUGGAGAGUGCAAGAUGCAAAUAACCCAGGAAAAUCUCUACCUCUGGGACCCACACAACCCUCGCACCAAGCUGCUUUCUUGGCCUCUCUGUGCUCUUCGCAGAUAUGGAAGUGAUUCCUCACGGUUUACUUUUGAGGCAGAAAGGGUGUGUGGAAUCAGCGAGGGUCUGUACACAUUCCAGACUCUGGAAGGACAGCAGAUCUAUGAGCGCGUGCACAAGGCUGUCCUGGCUUUGGCGGAACAGCACAAGAAUCUUCUCCUAGAAAUGGAAAAAAACUCCCGCCGUCUAAACAAGGAUGCAGAAAACAUCACCUACCCAUCUCCUACCACCUCCAUGCUGCCCCGUAGUGCAUACUGGCACCAUAUUACCAGUGGCCAGACCAAUGCAGAGUCUUCCAGCAACAUUCGUGUACCAAGUGGUAGAGAAUCAGAUCCCAUCACCAGACGGAUGUGUGAUCGGAAGACUUCAGCAUGUGAAAGGAAGCUCCCCACUUCAGCCUCUCAGUGACAAAGUCUUGUCUUUACCCAGCCUAAUCCAAACCUAAAGGGCACUGAAGGCUUGGUGAACAAGAAGGAAUUAUAUGACGCUGUACCUGUACUACUGAAGAGUUGGCCUACAUGCCCUUAUUGGCUUUUUAGGAAGUAGGAGCCUGAAAGACAUAUAGUGUCUUGCCUUUCUUAGAAAGAAGUCACUAAUUGCUCUGAGGUUUCCUACCAAGAAAGGACUGCAGUUUGUGUAUGUCUGCACAAUAAAGACAAGGUGCUCUGAAAUGACCCCAUGUAGCAGCACCACUUCCUGACUAGAAGAAAAGGAGAGCAUGUAAGACAGGGAAGUGCAGGGGAUGGAAAUAUCAUUUCUGUAAAAAGCUAAUUUUGCACUUAAAAAAAAAAAAUAACAACCAAAAUGAAUUGCACUGUGUCAACAUUCA